GGAGCAGCGGCAGCGGCAGGAGGGACGCACCAGCUCGCCCUCGACUCUGCAAGGCGAACGAGAGGAGCGUCCAGCCGCAGAGCAGCAGCAGCAGCGCAGCCCUCGCCCGGCUCCCAUUCAAAAGUGGACGGCCGUGGCUCUGGACCAGGGGCCGCUGCUGGGCCAGGGCAGGAAGGCUGCGCGGUGGGCUGGGCAGGGCUGGGCUCCCCCACCCGGGGGAGGACUCCCUAGGAGCCGGCGGGUCUGCACCUCGGAGCAGAGAUUCGCAGAGGGGGAAAUCCGCGGCGGCGGCGGCAGCGCCUGUCCCGUUAGGAAGCAGCGGAUCCUCUCCGUUCUCCAGGCAGCCAGUUAACUAGAUGCAACAUGACUUUUACAAAAUGCUUUCCUGAGAUGCAGAGGAAGUGAUACGGCAAGAUAUAAACUGUGAUUCAAGUGUUUACCUAUGGGAAAAAUACCUUCUGGAUGAUGUACUGUUCUCAGUAAAUGCUGUACAGAGAAAGUGUUGGAGACUAUCAACAACAGCUGUGUAUCUACACUGAUAAUAUAGUUGCGUAUUUCCCCCCACGAAUGCCUGAAGAAAAAAAGGUCAAUAUCUGAAUCCUGUGUGUCAAGAUGUUUUCUGAAGAAGCAUCAUUAUCAGCAGUUGGUCUCUGGCAUGGGUGCCUGUCGCCUGGAAAUGACAGAGCAGUAAAGCACCCUAGGUGCCCAUUAUGAAAAGACAAAGAAACCAGACUGUGCACAACUCUCUUGCAAAAGCUGAAGAAAACAUCUCCAGGGAAUAGUGUUCAGAAUUUCAUUUUGACACACGAAGAAGAAAUGACUGAUAGCAAAAAUCCCUGGAAUAGAGGUACAUGUAUCCCUGCUUCUGUGGAGCUUCUAAGCAUAAAUUAUGAUAUUAUACAGAAACACUACAAGAGCAGUGCUAUGCACAACCACUUAUAUAAAUCAUGUAAUUCUUUAGCAAAGAAAGGCAAAUGUUUAGAAACUGGAAUUUCUUCCCUGGAAAGAGCCAUGUAUGCUGAAAUUCAGUUAAAAAUGGAUGGAUCUCAAGUGGAACCUAAUUCACUAAGUAGCCAGUCAUCAGUAGAGGAAAGUGAACCUGAACAUACUGGUUUAAAUUAUGUUAAAGACAAAGACAAUAUUUCAAAAACGUUCUGUGCUUUGCAUAACCCCUUCAUUUGGGAUGGCUGCUUACAGUCGGUAAAGGUUUGUAAUGAUUUCAGCAAUGACUCUACAGCCUGCACUUGUACAUUAAUGGAAUUACCAACUACCUGUGGGAAUAAAACUGGACAACAGUUGUGCGAUACCUGUGUCACUUCAAGGGAUAACUAUUUGUGUUUGGAAAGAACAACCGUGGCAUGCUCAAGUCGUACUUUCUCGAGUUCUAAUAUUACUGGAAGAACGCCUUCAAAGCCCUUUCUGAGCCAUUGUGAAAACUUCAAUGAAAGCUAUGAAGAGGAGAUAGAGGAGGAUUUUUAUCCAAGUAAGAAGGAGCGCUCCACCUUAUUAGUCAGAAGAUUUUGCAAAAAUGAUAAGGAGGUUAAGAAAUCCGUCUAUACUGGAACAAGAGCAAUUGUUAGAACCUUACCAUCAGGGCACAUAGGAGCUAGUGCUUGGAAUUAUGUUGACCAGAGGAGAGCUAACAGUGAUUUAAGGCGCUGCAGGAUUUCAGCAGAACAUCUAACAAGAUUUCAAGUUUUGAUAAGCCAACGGUUAAGCUGCUGCCUUCUACAGUCAAUGAGGCAUGGGAGCUUCAAGUUAGCAAAAGGAGCAGAAGAUACUUUGGAAUAUUUUUCCCACUGUGUGAGGGAACCACUAGCACACCAUGCAAACUGCUGUUGCAAAGGCAAUGGCUCUUGCAUAAAACCACGUAUUCAAAGCCCUGCUGAGUAUCGUGCUACCUUAUGCAGGACUUCACUUUCAGAUUUUAUCAGUGGUGCUCUACUAGAAGCAACUACAUCAUUGGGAGCAAGAAGUGGUACACUAAAUAUCGUAGGAGGAUCAACUGGGAGGACCAUGCUAAAAGAACGACACUUGAGUUCUUCUAUGGCUGGAUCAAAUACCCUUCCUUCCACUGUGGCUGGUAUUAGUAAAGAACUUGUAGAACUUCAGCAUCUCAUUCAGUUUCCAGAGGAGGUUGCUAGUAUUCUGACUGAGCAAGAGCAGGAUCUCUACAGAAAAGUAUUGCCCAUUGAUUACUUAUGCUUCUUAACCAGAGAUUUGGGCAAUGCCGAAUGCCAGAACAACCUUUCAGCUAUUAAAGCUUCUGUUUCUGCUUCUCUUCUUUCUGCUCCAAAUGGGGAGCACAAUGCAAUUGAAGAUCUGGUGACAAGAUUCAAUGAGGUGAGCUCUUGGGUGACGUGGCUGAUUCUGACUGCAGGUUCUAUGGAAGAAAAACGAGAAGUCUUCUCAUAUGUGGUACAUGUGGCAAAAUGCUGCUGGAAUAUGGGCAACUACAAUGCUGUCAUGGAGUUCUUGGCAGGGCUCAGAUCAAGAAAAGUUUUAAAAAUGUGGCAAUUUAUGGACCAGUCUGAUAUUGAAACAAUGCGAAGCUUGAAAGAUGCUAUGGCACAGCAUGAAUCAUCAUCGGAAUAUAGAAAAGUCAUCAACAGGGCUCUGAAUAUCCCAGGCUGUAAAGUUGUUCCUUUCUGUGGUGUAUUUUUAAAAGAACUCUGUGAAAUUUUGGAUGGUGCUGCAAGCCUCAUCAGGCUCUGUCCUCAGUACAACUCUCAGGAUGAAACACUGGAGUUUGUAGCAGAAUACAGCGGCCAAGAUAACUAUUUACAACGGGUAGGUCAAGAUGGCUUACAUUCUGCAGAAAAAGAGUCAACAGCUAACUACAUCUUCCAAACCAUUCGGAGUUGUAACCGCAGCUUGGAAUCUGAAGAUGGAGAAGACAGCUUUAUUGAAUAUGAUGAUGGAAAUUUUAGGAGAAAUUCCUUGAAGGACAGAAACCGCUAUCAGUUUAUCAUUGCAGACCUGUCAGACUCUGAAAGUGACAUAUUUGAACAAUCCAAGGAGUGGACCACACAGGCUGCUGAAGAGCAGCAACAAGCGUUCAGUCAUGGAAUAGAGCUUAUUCCCUGGUACGUGCUGUCAAUCAGAGCUGAUGUCCACCAGUUCAUGCUACAAGGGGCAACAGUGAUACAUUAUGACCAGGAGACGCAUUUUUCAGCACGCUGCUUUCUUCAGCUCCAGCCUGACAACAGUACAUUAACGUGGAUGAAAUCCAACGCUGCUUGUUCUGCAAAUUCUAAAGUGAAACCAAACAUGCUUGGUAGCACUUCUGAACUUGGUAAAUUUCAAUUUCUUGGCAAUACUGGAUUAAACGGACUGGUGGAAGGCUGCUUAGACCUCUUUUCGGCAAAAGCUGUGUAUAUGGGCCACUCUGGCAUUGAUAUACAUGCUAUUUGCAUCCAAAAUAAACUGUGCAAUAUGUCCCUUGAAGAGAACGGUGUAACACUCUUAUAUGGGCUUCAAACUACUGAAAAUAAGUUGUUACACUUUGUGGCUCCAAAAUAUACUGCCAGAAUGCUUUUUGAGGGAUUGCUGGAACUAAUGAAAGCUAUAAGAAAAAUGAAGAAAUUCCCUGACCAGAGAAUGCAGUGGCUGCGUAAACAGUAUGUCAGCCUCUACCAGGAGGAUGGCAGAUAUGAAGGCCCAACUUUGGCUCAAGCUGUUGAGUUGUUCGGAGGGAGACGCUGGAGCUCAAGAAACACAAAUUCAGGAAACCUGACCAAAGGCAUAGAGAAAGCAAGUGUGCAAAGAAACAAUACUCUGGGGAUAAGCACAGCCAAGAAAAAGAAGAAAGUGCUCAUGAGGGGUGAAAGUGGAGAUGCCACGGAUGAUGAGAUGGCAAUUCGAAAAGCCAGACCACACAAAGAAAAUCGGAGCAGAAGUGGCUCAGACCCUCAGGAUAUUGAUGAACAAGAAGAAACAGAAACAAAUCUUACUGGUACCAACAUUCUGUCUUCCAAAAGAACACAAUCUUUGUCUACCUCAUUCUCAUCUAAUGUAGCAUCUGGGUUAUCUUCACCUGUCAGGCCAGUAUCUUCUCCUGUGAUGACACCUUCCACAAAAAGCCAGUCUAGUGCAUGGAGCAGCAGCAGUUGGCAUGGAAGGGUUAAAGGAGGAUUGAAAGGCUUCCAAAACUUUAUGGUUUCUGACAGCAGCAUGACUUUUGUUGAAUUUGUAGAGCUUUUCAAGUCUUUCAGUGUCCGAAGUCGCAAGGAUCUGAAAGAUCUUUUUGAUAUGUAUGCUGUACCCUGCAGUCGACUGGGUUCUGAUUCUGCUCCAGUAUAUACCUCCCUAAAGAUUGAUGAGUACUCUAAUGGCCUCCAGCCUGAUUUAGAUUUACUGACAAGGAACAUAUCAGAUUUGGGAUUGUUCAUUAAGAGUAGACAGCAGCUGUCAGACAACCAGCGGCAAAUAUCCGAUGCUGUUGCUGCAGCAAGCAUUGUUACUAAUGGCACCGGAGUAGAGAGCACCUCUCUAGGAAUAUUUGGAAUGGGCAUCCAGCAACUCAAUGACUUCCUAGUAAAUUGCCAAGGAGAACACUACACAUACGAUGAAAUCCUCAGUAUUAUCCAGAAGUUUGAACCGAGUAUCAAUAUGUACCAGCAAGGAUUAAUGUCGUUUGAAGGAUUUGCACGAUUUUUGAUGGAUAAAGAUAACUUUGCAUCUCUGAACAAUGAGUCUCAAGAAAAUUUAGAAGACAUGGUAUAUCCCCUAUCGUAUUAUUUCAUUGAGUCUUCACAUAAUACUUACCUCACAGGACAUCAGCUUAAAGGAGAAUCCUCAGUAGAGCUUUACAGCCAGGUUCUCUUACAAGGGUGUCGGAGUGUGGAACUAGACUGCUGGGAUGGUGAUGAUGGAAUGCCUGUAAUUUACCACGGUCAUACACUGACCAGUAAGAUUCCUUUUAAGGAAGUAGUUGAAGCUAUUGAUCGUAAUGCCUUUAUUACCUCUGACAUGCCAAUCAUCAUAUCUAUCGAGAACCACUGUUCCUUGCCCCAGCAACGAAAAAUGGCUGACAUUUUCAAGAAUACAUUUGGAGAUAAGCUGGUAACUCGAUUUUUAUUUGAGAGUGACUUUUCUGAUGAUCCAAUGUUACCAUCUCCCCUUCAACUGAAAAGAAAGAUCCUGCUUAAAAACAAAAAGCUCAAAGCACAUCAAACACCAGUGGAUAUACUUAAACAAAAGGCUCACCAACUGGCAUACAUGCAAGCUCUGGCAAGCAAUGGUGGGAAUGCAGGAAAUCUGUCCACAACCAAUGAAGAGGAGGAGGAUGAAGAAGAUGAAUAUGACUAUGACUAUGAGUCUCUGUCUGAUGCUGAUGUCCUUAAUGCUUCUCCUGCUCCUAACAGCCUGGAAGAUAACAUUCUGGAAGACCGACCUGAGAACAAAUUAGCCAUCGAUAAGCUUCAGUUUGAAUACAGUGAAGAAACUGCCAAGAGAAUAAAGAAGACGGACAGUAAUACGCUGAGCAAUAAAGGAAAGGUUUACGACAUGGAAUUAGGUGAAGAAUUUUAUCUUUCUCAAGAUAAGAAAGAAAGUAGACAAAUCGCACCAGAACUGUCAGAUCUUGUCAUUUAUUGUCAAGCUGUGAAAUUUCCUGGCUUGUCAACUCUGAAUCCAUCUGGCUCUAGCAGAGGGAAGGAACGAAAGAGCAGGAAGUCCAUUUUUGGCAACAAUCCUGGGAGACUGAGCCCAGGGGAGCCGGCGAUGCUUGCCAAAGCAUCUGGAAAAGGUCCCUUUGAUAGCAUACGGCAGACCUGGGAAGAGCCUUGUGCACCUGCUUUCAGCCCCACGACUUCCCUCAGCUCUAUCAUAAGGACACCUAAAUGUUACCAUAUCUCCUCUCUAAAUGAAAAUGCUGCCAAGCGCCUGUGCAGGCGAUACUCUCAGAAACUGAUCCAGCAUACCACCUGCCAACUCCUGAGAACAUAUCCUGCAGCAACACGCAUUGACUCCUCCAACCCUCACCCCCUUCUGUUCUGGCUGCAUGGGAUACAGUUAGUAGCACUGAACUACCAAACUGAUGAUCUUUCUCUGCACCUGAAUGCGGCUAUGUUUGAAGCAAAUGGUGGCUGUGGGUAUGUUCUGAAACCACCUGUUUUAUGGGAUAAGAACUGCCCAAUGUAUCAGUACUUUUGUCCCUUAGAACGAGAUCUGGACAAUAUGGAACCAGCUAUUUACUCACUGACAAUUGUGUCUGGACAGAAUGUUUGUCCUGGUAACAGCACAGGAAGCCCGUGUAUUGAAGUGGAUGUGCUUGGAAUGCCUCUGGAUAGCUGCCAUUUCCGUACGAAGCCCAUUCAUCGCAAUACUCUGAACCCCAUGUGGAGUGAACAGUUUCUUUUCAGGAUUCAUUUUGAGGAUCUAGUCUUCCUUCGUUUUGCAGUUGUUGAAAACAGUAGCUCAGCUGUGAUGGCGCAAAGAAUCAUUCCACUGAAGGCGCUAAAAAGAGGGUGCAGGCAUCUUCAGCUGCGAAGCCUGCAUAAUGAAGUAUUAGAAAUCUCAAGUUUGUUUAUUAACAGUCGGAGAAUGGAAGAAAAUUCCACUGGAAAUGUUCUACCUGCUUCUUUGCGGUUCGGCACAGCCGAGAAGAGAGCAUCUGUGGUAUCGAAAGCCACGAUACAUGGAGUUCCAGGCCCAGAACCUUUCACGGUUUUUACUGUAAGGGAAGGGAUGUCAGCAGCACGGCUUCUGCAUCAAAUUUUGGCUACCACGAAGGGUAUUGGAAACUAUCCCACAGACUAUUUUUUGAUGGAGGAGAAAUGCUUCAUAUCUAAAGAAAGAAAUGAGUACAGGAAGCCACCAUUCCAGAGAGUUCUCAGUCCGGAGGAGGACCUCAUCCAGCUCUUGAACAGCUGGUUUCCAGAGGAAGGCUAUGUCGGAAGAAUUAUCUUUAAAACUCGUGAGGAAAGCUUGAAUAGGAGAAAUCUCUUUCAGGAGGAGAAAGACGAAGCGAUCACUAGCUCUGAGGAUGACAGCUUCUUUGUCCAAGUUCACGACGUUUCCCCCGAACAGCCUCGGACAGUCAUAAAAGCUCCUCGAUUCAGCACAGCCCAGGAUGUCAUCCAGCAGACCUUAUGUAAAGCCAAAUACUCCUACAGCAUUCUGAACAACCCCAACCCCAGUGACUAUGUGCUCUUGGAGGAAGUGACAAAAGAGUCCGCCAAUAAGAAGACAUCGACCCCCAAAACUGCUCAGAGGAUUCUCUCCGACCAGGAGUGUGUGUUUCAGGCUCAAAGAAAGUGGAAAGGAGCUGGGAAAUUUAUCCUUAAACUUAAAGAACAGGUAAAAACCAGUCGUGAAGAUAAAAGAAAAGGCCUCUCGUUUGCUAAUGAAUUUAAGAAACUGACCAAAUCAAAGCAGUACAGGGGCUUUAUCACCCCACCUCUGCAAACUUCUCCAGAAGGUCCCCAAGGUAAAGAUGAAAAGACGGCUUGCAGUUUGACUUUCAGUGACAUCAUGGAAUAACCCUUCAGUGUUUUGUAUUCAGAAUCUAGGGAACUGACAACUGCAGAGUCGAAGGCAAAAUGAAGCUGAGAAAAGCAACGAAUAUGACCGAUCCCAUCCCCUUCUGUUGGAGCAGUCGCUCUUAAGGAUUUGCGGACUGGAACAUGUGCCAGAAAUGCCUAAACAAAAGACACAGAUAUGUGGAGAAAAUCCCUGCUUUGGAACCGAUUGGCUCAGCAGCGGCUAGGCCUCCUCUGCAGUGUGAUCUAGAUGCUGCUCUUAGUGGGCAACAACCAGUCUGUGGAUGGUUCUGAGGCUUUCGAAGGAUGCCCUGGUGGCACACAGAGAGAAGACUCCUUCCUUCUUCACACCCAAACUAGGAGGCUGAAGCAGGCACCUUGAGCUGCCUGUCUCAAUUGAGAGUUUGCAGUGUAAGGCUACAGUGUAAGCAGAAUAAAAUAUUUUAAUUAAGCAUCUUAAGGGAAAAUGAAGGCUGAGGAUGUACGAUGGUGUGUUAUAUAAAAGUAAUGCACUAUUAAUUUUUUUUUUUAAACCCUCUGUAUACACACUUUUAGGUGAUUACAGGCAGAUUUAGGUAAAUUGUAACUCACAGAUUUCGGUACAGUAAAUAUACACAACUAUUUAUGGUUUGUCUACUUAAUGUCAAUGUACAGCCAGGAUACAUACUUUGGUAAUGAUGCUUUGUUUAGGAGCAACAUUUCUUUAACGCAGCAUAUCUUGGUUUUCCUGUUUAUUAUUUAUUUUAAAAGUCCAAGGUAUGUGCCACUGUAUAAUGUAUUUAUCAUACCUUGCUUUAUAGAACUCUACAUAGCUUUGCAGAAAAUUCUACAUGUCUCUUGGUUUAGAGGAGAAAUGCUUCAUUUAGUGAAAAGUACUUUCAGGAAAGAAAAAUCUUUUCCUCCCAAAAAAACAUUUACAAUAUUGGUCAGCAGAGAUAUUAAACCUAACCACUUCAUGUUUUACUUCUGAAUUCUUAAUAGAAAUGCCAGUGUAGUACUGAAGUUUAAAAUAUCUAUUUUCAAAUCUGUUUGGUACUUCCGUAGCUGGCAGCAUUAUUUAA
Gekko japonicus is the source of this 8545-nucleotide messenger RNA. RefSeq names its product phospholipase C epsilon 1 (gene PLCE1). The record is from RefSeq and is a predicted model, not a curated record. The transcript has 34 exons. Gene Ontology annotation, molecular function: phosphatidylinositol-4,5-bisphosphate phospholipase C activity; guanyl-nucleotide exchange factor activity. The coding region runs from base 817 to 7485 and encodes 2222 amino acids. Lineage: Eukaryota; Metazoa; Chordata; Lepidosauria; Squamata; Gekkonidae. Gene Ontology annotation, biological process: phosphatidylinositol-mediated signaling; small GTPase-mediated signal transduction; lipid metabolic process.